Cylicostephanus goldi is the source of this 666-nucleotide messenger RNA. The record is from the annotation of a GenBank genome assembly. NCBI's taxonomy places the organism in Eukaryota, Metazoa, Nematoda, Chromadorea, Rhabditida, Strongylidae.
AUGCUCCUUGAAGGUCUGAGUGAAGAUAUCAGACGCCUGGCCAUAAUUGUAGGAGACAAUUCAAAGACUGCUUUGGAGAAACACCUCAGACUGACCAAGGAAGCGAUGUCUAGACAAGUAGCCGCCGCAGACUCCAUCAAGAAGGACUACGAUUACCUUAAAGGCGAAUUACGCACGUCGUCAGGUGGAGAACCACAUGAACAAGUCAUUACCACAAGCGCAUUACACCUCACUGCUAAAGUGAUCAAAGAACGGUACCUCGCCUUAUGUACGCGUUACUCACUCCUUCACAAGUGCUACGCUUUCCUUCCUGGCCAUCGAGAACAACAAACGAGUACUUCGGAAACAAGUAUGCAAAGAUUUGACGACUUGCUGCAGGAAAUGGACGCACAAAUGAAAGUAAUCGAGGACCUUGUCAAAGAGACAGAGAAGAGACGACACAAUGCAGAGGUGAAUCUUUGCCAAACACACUGUAGGUCCGAAGCGGACAAACACAUUAUAAGGAUACUUUAUGACACGCUGACUAGACGAGACGAGGAGAUCAUCAGCUUGAGUACUAUAAUUGCCACAAUGACUUCUAUGCAGCAAUCCCCUGUACAAAGUACAAGUGUGGAGUGCCAAGCAACGCCCUCUGUAACCACUGUUGGAUCUCAGACGGAACCAUGA